UAACCUGAUCUAAUCUAAAAAACCUAAAAAACAAAAAACUAAUUUUGUAGAAAUGGACUUUGUGACUCGCAAAACUUGCUCCGACAAUUAACGGCAUUAAAAAGACUGCAUAAAAAAAAACAAGCUUCAAUUUUGUUGUGUACAUUAUGUAUAAAUGUGUGAAUAUAGAAUAACAAAAUCAUAUAUAUCAAAGAAGAUGUCGAUAAAAAUACUUGCAGAAGUUGGAUACAAAUUAACAUAUCAAAGAUUGCAGUAUUAUAUGCCCUGUCUGAAUAUAUAUAGAAGAUCAAAUGUACAUCUUUAUAAUAAUAAAGGAUUUCAUAGUACAACUGUGUAUUGUAUCACAGUAAAAGACAAAGACAAACAUUUAUCUAAGAUAAAAGAGUACACAACAAUACAAUACAAAGAUGCGGAGACAAUUUCAAAUUCAUACAACAUUAUAGAACCAAAACUACAAGAAAUUCAUGAUGCAGUCAAAUCUGUGAAGGUUGCUAAGGAAUCUGUAAGUCUCAAAAGAGUGGAACGAUUGUAUUCUGAUCCAAAAGCUUCUGUACAUAAUAUUUACGCAAUAGUAACUCAUGAGUUAAAGAAUCAAUCAGUUUUAACUUUGAAUGCUAAAAGGGUAAAACGACCUGAAUCGUGGGAAGUUAUUUUAAAUGUCACAUGGCCAGAAACUGCAAGCUUUAAAGGAGUUGGUAAAACUAAAAGAGUAGCUGCUAGAAAUGCGGCUUUAAAAUGUUUACAAUGGCUAGAACUGAAUGGUAAAUUAAAAAAUGGUAAACCAAUUAUAUAUAGUGAAAAGGCAAUAAAAGAAAUGCGAUUUAAGCCUGUCGAGUUAAAUGUUCCUACUGAAAUUUUAAAGAAAAUGGUCGAAUUGAUUGAGACUUAUGACAUGAAAAUACGAGGUAUAAUGACACGAGAAGAUAUGCUGUAUUCUUAUAAUAUGCAACAUCAGACUGCAUCCGUUCAUCCAAUUCUUGGUGAAAUUAAUGACACGAAUGUUGAUGCUCGUAAUAAAGAAUUAAGAAAUAGAUUACUAGAAAGAAGAGCCAAAAAUGAUCAUAUCAAUCUACCAAUCUUUGAAUUCAAAGAAGAAAUUCUUUCUAAACUAAAAAACAAUAGAGUUCUAUUGAUUGAAGGACACACAGGAUGCGGCAAAACUACUCAAGUUCCGCAAUUUAUCAUGGACAGUUAUACGUGGAACGGAAAUGCUACAGAUUGUAACAUAUUAGUAUCGCAACCACGUAGAAUUUCGGCAAUAUCUUUAGCAGACCGUGUCACAUAUGAAAGAAAAGAGACCGUAGGAGACGUUGUGGGAUUUCAAGUACGAUUAGAACGAGUAUUACCGAAGGAACUCGGUGGAAUACUAUUCUGCACUACCGGUAUAUUGUUGAAAAAAUUACAGCAAAAUCCUAGUUUAGAGGGUUGCUCACAUGUAAUUCUAGACGAGGCGCACGAACGUCAUAUUGAUACCGAUAUGUUGAUGAUCUUACUCAAGAGAGCUCUCAAACAAAAUCCUAAUUUGAAGGUUCUCAUUAUGUCAGCUACUAUAAAUGCACAUCUAUUUCAAAAAUACUUUAAUUGUCCUGCUGUCAAAGUACCAGGUAGAUUGUAUCCUGUAAAAAUGCAUUUUUUGGAGGAUAUUGACCGUCUACCGAAUAUCGAGAGAUACAAAACUCAUGUUUACAAGAAAUACAACAAUGACGAAGACGAGAGACUUUCGGUUGAUUAUGAGAAAAUUGUACAAACUAUAAAAUGGAUUUCUCACAACAAACCGCAUGGCGCUAUUUUGUGCUUUUUACCAGGGUGGAAUGAAAUCACAAAAGUGCAGAGUAUGCUUGAGAAUUCUCCACUUAAAACAGAAAAUCAAUUAAUUUUGCCGAUUCAUUCCAAAGUAUCGAACGACGCACAGCGCAAGAUAUUUGCUCCUACAUCAAAAGACACAAGAAAGAUUAUUCUAGCUACGGACAUUGCCGAAACUGGUGUUACCGUUAGUGAUGUUGUUUAUGUAGUGGAUUCUGCCAUACGGAAAGAAUCACGCUGGGACAAUAAUAAAGAUUUACUAUGUAUAAGCAAUCGUUGGGUCUCUAAGGCAAAUAUUCAGCAGAGAAAAGGAAGAGCUGGACGAGUUCAACCUGGUGAAAGUUAUCAUUUAAUUACCAAGGCAGAAUAUGACACUUUAGAACCACAUCCAUUGCCGCAGCUGUUGUGCAAUCCCCUGGAAAAGGUGAUUCUUGACAGUAAAACUUACACGAACGAAAAAGCAGAAGAAUUUUUGCUCAGUUUUUUGGAACCGCCUAAUAGAACUUCAAUACAAAAAGCAGUGAACUAUUUAAUAGAUCUUAAAGUUUUGGAUAAAAAUGAAAAUCUUACAGCUUUAGGUAAACGAAUAGCGUUAUUCCCAACGCACCCGAAGUUUAGUAAAGCAUUAGUAUAUUCUUCCAUUUUCAACUGCGUACAUCCUGUCAUAACGAUUGCAAGUAUAUUUUCUGGCGAAGACAAUCUUUUUUAUGGUGUACUAGAUCAUAAAUUUGAAAUCAGAGAAAAUAAAAAACUGUAUCAUCCAUCCAGCGAUCACAUUGCAAUGGCUUGGAUAUUCAAACAAUGGUCCUCGUACAACUACAAGAAUCCACAUUUGAUACCAAAGUUUUGUAAAGAGAUGAAGCUCCGACAGAACAGAAUGGAAAUAUUGAGUCAGAUACGAGAUACAUUUGUUCAACAGUUAAUCCAAUGUCAUUUAUUGAACAAAACUGUAGAUCACAAUAUAAAUAACAAUGAUGUAGCAAAUAAAUUUGAGAGGAACGACGAAAUGAUAAGAGCCUUGUUGUAUUCUGCUACACAACAGUUGAUAGAGCACAGAAAUAUAGGAUUUAAAAAUGGAGUCAUGCGAAAGAGCGUCAAUGAACUCCGAACAAGAAAUCAUGCUAAGGCCGUACUUUCGGGAGAAAGUGUUAAUUAUAAGCGUAAAGUUUGGCCGAGUCCGUAUAUGACAUAUUUUAACGGAUCACAUUGUGAAAUGAGGCGCAGCACAGUGAUUCGUGAAUCAAGCAUAAUAUCACCCUUAACAGUAUUACUUUUUAAUCAAGGAGACACUCAGUGUCACGAGCAAGAAGAUGGAACAAUAGAAAUUUUAGUUAAUACUGGGAAAGAACGAAAAAAUAUUUUAAGAUUUUCUUGUGACAAAACAACUUCUAAUGUGCUCUUGGAGUUUAAAGAUAUUAUGUGGGAUCUGGUACAAUAUACAUUGGAAAAACAAGGAGUUUUCGAAUAUAAUUAUAAUCCAGAUGUGAAACAAGUUUUUGAGUACAAGGAUCAAUUACUCGAAGUUCUUUCGGAAGUUCUGUAUGUUUCGUCUCAAUCUAUCGAAAAAGUUGAAGAAAACAAACAUCUAACUUGAAGUUAAAUGUACUAUUAUAGUAUCAUGUAUAAUAAUAAUGUA
This is a messenger RNA of Pseudomyrmex gracilis, 3439 nucleotides long. Its product is annotated as putative ATP-dependent RNA helicase DHX30. Gene Ontology annotation, molecular function: G-quadruplex RNA binding; DNA helicase activity; ATP binding. Lineage: Eukaryota; Metazoa; Arthropoda; Insecta; Hymenoptera; Formicidae. The transcript is spliced from 14 exons. The record is from RefSeq and is a predicted model, not a curated record. Gene Ontology annotation, cellular component: intracellular anatomical structure; nucleus; cytoplasm. Bases 155 to 3397 code for a protein of 1080 amino acids.